Messenger RNA from Scaptodrosophila lebanonensis, 2435 nucleotides. It is a transcript of the gene Zw10, whose product is annotated as centromere/kinetochore protein zw10. The transcript has 3 exons. Gene Ontology annotation, biological process: endoplasmic reticulum to Golgi vesicle-mediated transport; mitotic spindle assembly checkpoint signaling; mitotic cell cycle. Lineage: Eukaryota; Metazoa; Arthropoda; Insecta; Diptera; Drosophilidae. Gene Ontology annotation, cellular component: nucleus; RZZ complex; chromosome, centromeric region. Bases 53 to 2221 code for a protein of 722 amino acids. The record is from RefSeq and is a predicted model, not a curated record.
UGAUAACGAUUUAGAAAUUGUUAAUUUGAGUCUAAAGUGCUCGGCAAUCAGUAUGGCUGCAAUAAAAGACGAGAUUUUGGCGACGGUUUUCAAGCCCAACGGCGUUGGCUGCACGACUGUCGAUGGAAUUAUGUCAACAACAACCAAAGUGUUGACACGGACAGAACGAUUUCAGGAGCGUGUACGUCGACACAUUGAAGAUAAUUACAUAGAUUUUUUACCCAAUCACACCUCGCCGGAUCUCUUCCUUGAGGAGUCCGAUUCCCUAGAGCGGGAGAUUAAUGAACUGCUCGCCACGGUGGGACAAGAGGGUCAAAAUGCUUUGAGCGAAGCUAACACCAAGCUGACCACCUGUGGCUUAAAUUUGCGCGAAAUACUGCUGGGAUUACGCGUCAGUCAGCAUGUUCUGAAGAUAGACGAUCUUUUUCAGUGUGUGGAGGAAGCCAAGGCGACAAAGGACUAUCUGACAGUGCUCGACUUGGUCGGCAAACUCCGCAAUCUCAUUUAUUGCGAGGAUGGGGCGACGCCGCAAGGAGUGGAGCGCAUUUUCUACAAACUCGACUGUUACGACACCGUCAAGGUGAAAUAUCAUGUUCAAGUACAUCUGCUGCAACAGAAUCUGCAGGAGCGCUUUGAUCGGCUGGUCCAGCUGAAUUGCAAGUCCUUUCCAACAUCCCGCUGUGUCACACUGCAGUUGAGCAAAAAUUUGACACAGCUACAGGACAUUGUGCUGGCACUCUUCCAGCCCCACUACAAUCCCGCCAAGCUGUGCGAAUUCCUUUUUGAUAAUUGCAUAGAGCCGCUGAUCUUGAAGCCCGUUUCUGUGGAGUACGAUGAGAACGCUGAGGGCGGCACCUAUGUCCAGCUUUCGCUCUCCUACUCCACCAAGGAGAGCAGCUCUGGCCAGCUUCUGCGUCCCACCUACACGCAAGUCUUUGAACACUUCAAGCAGCUGCUUCAAACAUUGAGUAGCAUCAAUAUUAGCGUGUCCAGCACACAGCACGUCUUCAGUCUCAUCGGCGAUCACUUCAAGGAUCGCAUGCUGGAGCUGCUUGUGUCAGAGUGUUUGGUGCCGGCCGUGCCGGAAACCAUGGAGGACUACCAAACAUCGACAUUGCGCGAGGACGUCGUUCAGUUCGAACAGUUUUUAGCCGACACAUUUCUGAUCGAUCCCGAGAAGGAUAACGCCCUCACCAAGUUCACAGAGCAAUACGAGACUUUCUAUCGCAAUCGACUGUACAAACGUGUGCUCGAGAUGGCGCGCGAGAUAAUGCAACGGGACCUGCAAGACAUGACCCUUUUAGAAGAGCGCACUGUAGUCGGCGGCGUGACCGGCGAUCCGUUUCUAUUUCCCCGCUGCAUGGUGUCCAAAAGCACAAUGGAUUUUGUAAAGCUGAUGGAACGAAUUGUGCGCUCGCCAUCGAGAAAAGGCAUAAAUUCCGAUGUAAAAGAUGACACCGAAGUGCCAUCAAAUCCUCUCGCUGGCGCCAUAAGCGUAAUGCUCAACGCCUACGUUGUCGAGGUUCCCAAAAUACACAAAAAGCUGCUCGAAAGCAUUCCACAGCAAUCGGUGCUGCUCUACAAUAAUUGCUACUUCCUAGCCCAUUGGGUCAGCAACAAUGCCAAAAAAGGCAUCGAAUGCUUUGCGGCGCUUGUUAAGAUGCUUCACACAACGGGCAACAAAUACUUUAAAGUACAGGUUAACUAUCAGGAAUCCAUAUUGAUGGACAUAAUGAGUGGACUCGUUUUUGAGAAUCCACACACGCUGGGCACCACACCCCUUAAAUUGGUACGUCAAUGCCUGCGGCAGCUGGAGCUAUUGAAAAACGUGUGGCAGAAUGUCCUGCCUGAUAAUGUCUACAACAGCACGUUCUGUGAUUUGUUGCACACCUUUAUUAGCGAACUGGUGCGUCGCAUUUUCACGCUUCGGGAUAUAUCUGCGACCAUGGCCAGCGAGCUAAGCGAUCUAAUCGAUGUGGUGCUGGAGAAAGCGCCGCAACUCUUCAAAGAACAUCACGAAGUGGUUCAUGUACGCUCCUGGAUGAAAUUGCAGCAACUCAAGACUCUGAUGAAUGCCUCGCUUAAGGAAAUUACCGAGCUAUGGUGUGAUGGCGCCGGCCCCUUAACCGCCAGUUUCAAGGCGGACGAAAUAAAGCACCUUAUAAGGGCGCUCUUCCAGGACUCAGAUCGUCGCGCCAAGGCGAUAAAUCAAAUCAUUUAACUGCUCCAUCCACUAACCCGUCAGAUAAUAUACCAAACUAUGUUAAUACAAGGACCUAAAAAUUAAUUUAAUUAUAAAAAAAAAAAAACAGUAUGCGGCGUAAAUUAAAUAAUAAACAUAAUAAAUUGUAACAAGAACCGAAUGCUAAAAUGGAGCGAGCUUAACUCUUAAAUACGCUGUUCAAAGAAAUGAAAAAAAAUUGGUGCAUCCUAAA